Lodderomyces jiufengensis is the source of this 366-nucleotide messenger RNA. RefSeq lists its product as uncharacterized. The coding region runs from base 1 to 366 and encodes 121 amino acids. The transcript has a single exon. NCBI's taxonomy places the organism in Eukaryota, Fungi, Ascomycota, Pichiomycetes, Serinales, Debaryomycetaceae. Gene Ontology annotation, biological process: response to oxidative stress. The record is from RefSeq and is a predicted model, not a curated record.
AUGACUUUAGCUACACAAUUUGCAGAAACAACUCGUCAUUCAGCAACAAAAGCAGAAUUAAGAACAAGAGUAUUACAUUUAUAUAGAAGGUUCAUAAGAAAUUCCCAUGAAUUUGCAGACUUGUACGAAUUAGAUAUGCCAGUAUCAACAAUAAAGACAAAAAUAAGACAAGAAUUUGAAAGACAAAGAUUUGUUCAAGAUUUAAAUGUUAGUAAUAUCUUAUACUUGAAAGGUCAAAUGGAGUUUCAAGAAUUGAUUAAUUUUUGGAAACAACAAUGUCAUGCUUUACAUUAUUUUCAAAAUAUAAAUGCUUAUAAUACUUAUGAUAAAAAUAAUUUUGUUAAAAAUUUUUUGAGAGGAAAUUGA